Messenger RNA from Apodemus sylvaticus (European woodmouse), 2860 nucleotides. RefSeq names its product armadillo repeat containing 1 (gene Armc1). The record is from RefSeq and is a predicted model, not a curated record. Gene Ontology annotation, molecular function: protein binding; metal ion binding. The transcript has 7 exons. The coding region runs from base 127 to 975 and encodes 282 amino acids. Lineage: Eukaryota; Metazoa; Chordata; Mammalia; Rodentia; Muridae.
CGGCUUGGGGUCUCCGCCGCCGGUCGUCCGCUGUGGUGGGUGCGGCUCUGAUGCUGCGGCAGGCUCCGGACGCCCGGAGCUCUGGAGGAAUUUAAGAAGCUUUUAUUCAUGUGCAUGUCAUAGAAGAUGAAUUCAUCAUCUUCUACUAUGAACGAAGAGCCUGAUGCUUUAUCAGUAGUUAACCAGCUACGGGAUUUAGCAGCAGAUCCAUUGAAUAGAAGAGCCAUCGUCCAGGAUCAGGGAUGUUUGCCUGGCCUUAUUUUAUUUAUGGACCACCCAAACCCCCCCGUCGUUCACUCAGCUUUGCUCGCGCUCCGAUACUUGGCUGAAUGCCGUGCGAACAGAGACAAGAUGAAGGGAGAACUGGGAAUGAUGCUGAGCUUGCAGAACGUCAUCCAGAAGACUACAACUCCAGGAGAAACAAAACUUCUGGCCUCAGAAAUCUAUGACAUUCUUCAGUCCUCGAAUAUGGCUGAUGGUGAUAGUUUUAAUGAAAUGAAUUCACGUAGAAGGAAAGCUCAGUUUUUUCUGGGAACUACAAACAAACGUGCCAAAACAGUAGUUUUGCACAUAGAUGGUCUCGAUGAUACGUCUCGGCGAAAUCUAUGUGAAGAGGCUUUGUUAAAAAUUAAAGGUGUUAUUAGCUUUACUUUUCAAAUGGCUGUUCAAAGAUGCGUGGUGCGAAUCCGAUCAGAUUUGAAAGCAGAGGCUCUGGCGUCAGCAAUAGCGUCAACCAAGGUGAUGAAAGCUCAACAAGUGGUGAAAAGCGAGAAUGGGGAAGAGAUGCUGGUCCCUUUUCAGGAUGCCCCUGUGGAAGUGGAAGAGAACACAGAGCUGCCUGACUACUUGCCUGAGGACGAGAGUCCCACAAAGGAACAGGACAAGGCAGUGUCCCGGGUUGGAUCACACCCUGAAGGUGGAGCCAGCUGGUUGAGCACAGCUGCAAACUUUUUAUCCAGAUCAUUUUACUGGUGACUUCAACUUCAGUUUGGGGCUCAAGGACUGUGCAAACCAACAGGGGGCCAGCUUUCCAUUGUUAUGGUGAACUGUCAAGUGCAAUUUGCAAUAAACUAUCAUGGAAAGUUUCUAGAUUACAUGACUAUGUAUGCUGCAUUUUACAUCUUAUUGGACUUUUUCCGCACAAGACAGAGGCUACAGGUCAAGUUUGUUUAUGAAGGUAUUUUGGUAUUGUUUUUCUUUGCUUAAUUGCCUCACAUUUUGUUUUGAAAAACAUGGGUCCACUAUUAAAACCAAAUGUAUGUGUAGCUUUAUAUUGUGUUUUACAGAAGCAUGUGAUUAGGAAAACUCAUUUUCUCCUCAAGCCUCAGGAGAGUUCUAAAAAGUUUUGCAUAGCUCAAGUUGUGCAUGAAUUAACGAAUAUAUUUUUUUUCAGCUUUUCUUUAUAAGCGAUAUAUGACAUGUGCUUUGGUAUCCAUCUCUGAAAGUUGAAGACAUACCUGCUUAGCCCCCUCUGUGCCUUUUUAAUUUUGCCAACCAUGUUUUAUAGAAAAGACAUUAGUAAUGACAUUUUGCAAAUGGAAUUGUGUUCAUUUGAACAUAGACAUACCUAAAAAGAAAAAAAAAACCUCUACAAAAAGCUGUACAGUCUUACUUGCUGUAAUUUUAAUAAGAUUACUGUAGGCCAGUUAAAACACAGGGACAUUAGCAGCUGUAAAGUGCUUCUGGAAGGCUUUGAAUGUGGCCGCACCUGGCUCUGCAGACUCCUGCUCACUUAGGGUAGAGUGGCGUUUAAGAAACAAGUCCACUGUGAUGUUUGAGCAGCAGAUGGUCUCUUGGCCUUAACUCUGUGGUGACACUGUAUUCUGCUAGAGAAAAGUAAUAGUUUAAACAACUGACAAACUUGAAAACAAAAACGAAAUUGGAUGCCUAGAAUGCCGCAGUGCCACCGUGGUCGGUCUGACAUCAGACAUCAGCUGCCUGGCACACACCCAUCCCAGAGAUGCUGCUGCUUAUUGCCUUUCUGUGGUUAUUAAAGUACUGCAGUCAAUUUGACUAAAACAGGAUCCACACUAUUGCUUAGAGCGAAAGAAAGCCAGCACUGGUCACUUACUCUUAUUUUUCAUAUCUAUCCAGAAAACUGACUUCAGUGAAGGUAAGAUAUAUAGAGACAUACACUUGUGUUUUUCUUUAAGACUAAAUUAUAUGUAUGCAAUGCUUUCUUAAGAUUCUAAAAUAUUUGACAACUAAUAUUUUCUUUUUAGAAGUCAGCUAAAUCUAUUUAAAGGCAACAUUAUUAAAACUAACAGGAAGAAACUGAAAUACAUCUUCACCAGGUAGAGUUGCUGUUUUGCUACUUGGAGAAAGUGAAGGGAAAUUAGCCCCUGAAGGGCUUCCGUACAUCUUUGUUGUUUCUCUCUUAGAGAUCACUGAAGCCACCCAGUGUUGCCAGAUCUAUGGCCCAUGAGACCAUGAAGUUCCUUAACGUUCUGGCUUUCUGGAGGGAGAGUAGUGAAGGCAUUUAGAGCAUUUUCCCCACGUCUGGUCUCUGAUUCAAGUGCUGUGUCCAAGCAGAAAGCAGAUGUUUUCAGGGCACAUUGCUAAGCUGUAUAACUGCUUGCUGCCUGAGCCAGAUGUGUUGAGAACCAAACAACAAAUCACCUCUGUAUCCACUAAAGCAAAGUUUACUUUCUGUUUCAACAGGUUUUUAGAUUAUUUUGCAUUGUCACACAUUUAUUUAAAACUACAGCCCUUUUGGUAGUGGUGGUCCAGGUCAGUUGGCAUUUCGGACUGACGUUUGUGUGUAUCUAGGUGUCCUAGGACUCUCAGAGAACUCAAGGCAACUAUAAUGGCAGUUUCUGAAAUAUAUUGUAAAAUAAUAAAAGAUAACAAUGAAAAUCAA